ACAGUAUGAGCCACCAACGAAAUUGCUGGCCCAACCAGGAUGCGCAGAGAGUGAUACAUAUUGAUUAUUUCGGUCUCUGUGCGCAGCGCGGAGGGGAACUUCAGUAGCCUUGAUGAGGACAGCUCCCCUCCGGUCGAUGCUUUGAAGAAAGGGGAGAGCCGAAGUUAUCACAUCACAAGUCAAGUCUGCAGUAGGCCUAGCAUAAUUAUCAAACGCGCACAGUGGGGAGUGGACUGUCAUCUCCCGUGGGUAGGUGUGUGUGGCACGGGUUUUUCCCAGUAUAGUUGCAUGCCGAAUAUUGUGUGGUAAGCUACCAAGUGCAUCGACGAGCGAUGGCGGAAUGUGGAAUGAAGGCGCUGGAGGCGGCCCGCUCACGCUACGAGAGCUUGCAGAUUUCAGAUGAUGUUUUUGGGGAAUCGGGAGAUGACAGUAGCGACAAUCCCUUUUACAGCACUUCGGGUGACUCGAAUUCGGAUAACUGUUGCUUGGAGGCCGGGGAUGAUCAAAGGGCAGGUGAGACUGGGAAUUGUCUAAACGGAGGUCCACCCGGGUCUAUCUCAAAGACUCAAGCAGAGGAGGAUGGAUGGAGCGACACACUGCAAGAUAUCACGGUGGCCCCCUACAAUGACACAUAUGGCCCUAUCCAGAGAAUGCCAGCCACAGCCACUUGCAUGGACUUCUUCCAGCUCUUUGUGCCCGACAACACCAUCCAAAACAUGGUGACGCAGACAAACAUGUAUGCCAAGAAGUACCAGGAGCGCUUCGGCAGCGACGAGGGCUGGCGGAAUGUGACGGUGGCCGAGAUGAAGGCCUUCCUGGGCUUCGUGACUUCCACCAGCGUUCACCGCUGUGAGUCAGUGCUCAGCAUCUGGAGCAGCGGCUUCUUCAGCAAUCGCAGCAUUGCACUCAAGAUGAGCCAGGCGCGCUUCGAGAAGAUCCUCAAGUACUUCCAUAUCGUGGCCUUCCGCUCCAGCCACAGCAGCCAUGGCCUCUACAAGAUCCAGCCCUUCCUGGACUCACUGCAGCAGUCGUUCGGCUGCAGCACAUUCCGCCCCUCUCAGACUCAGGUGCUCCAUGAGCCUCUGAUUGAUGAGGACCCGGUGUUCAUCACCACCUGUACGGAGAGAGAGCUGAGGAAGAGGAGGAAGAGGAAAUUCAGUCUGUGGGUCCGCCAAUGCACAUCCACUGGCUUCAUCUGUCAGAUCUAUGUGCAUCUAAAGGAGGGCCAGGGUCCUGAUGGGUUGGCCACCCUGAAGAUCAAGCCUCAGCUCCACAGUAUGGUGGCCAAACAGCUGUGUCAGAACCUCUCCGGCCGCAACAGCAUCAUCUUCACCGGACCCAGCAUCACCAGCCUCAACCUGUACCAGGAGUUUGAGAAACAGGAGAUAUACUGCUGUGGGCUGCUGAGCACCAGGAAGAGUGACUGCACCGGCCUGCCCCAGUCCAUGUUGGUGAACCCUGAGAGCCCCCAGCAGAGGGGCCAGUCCCACAGCAUGAUGAGAGGUAACACCUCUCUCAUCAGCUGGUACAACAAGGGACACUUCCGCUUCCUUACCAACGCCUACUCACCCACCAAGAAAGGGGUGAUCAUCAAAAGGAAAAGUGGUGAGAUUCCCUGUCCGCUGGCUGUGGAGGCCUUCGCUGCACACCUCAGUUACAUCUGCAAGUAUGACGACAAGUACAGCAAGUAUUUCAUCUUCCACAAGCCAAACAAAACGUGGCAGCAGGUGUUCUGGCUGACCAUCAGCAUCGCCAUAAACAACGCCUAUAUCAUGUACAAGAUGUCCGAUGCCUACCAGAUUAAGCGCUACAGCCGAGCUCAGUUUGGAGAGAGACUGGUGAGGGAGCUACUGGAUUUAGACGACUGCUCUCCUACCCAGUGAGGCGACCACAUAAUCUUUGUAAUAUACGCACACACACACUGUGUACACACACUGUCACACGUACCCACAUACACACACUGUUCAUCACAUGCAAAACACUAAAACACACUAACCCAAAACACUAAUAGAUUUUUUCUUUACAAUUGUAGACACUGGGAUAGGUAAUUCCUUAAAUGAAACAAUAUUUUAACAGUGCCAAGUCUGGGUUAAAUGGGUUAGGGGACCAAACCCCCAGGUUUGGAGAGCAGGUCUAUAGUUUAGUCGGAACGCUCUAUAGAUUAAAGUUUCUUUACUGAGGCACAAAGCAGAUCCAUUGUACAGUACACAUGUCUCUAUUGUUAUUGUCACAGGCUGCAUGACAAACACACAGUUGGAUAAUGUACUGUUGUUCAAUGUGCAGAUUUCUUUAAAAGAAAUCUGGUUAAAUAUUGUUUCCAUGUAGAACAAAAUCACUCUGUAAUGUAAAUCGACCACCUAUGGAGCAACAUCGGGUGUGUUCUCUCCAAGAUAGACCUGAACCACUAAGAAGAAAUACUGUAUGCGUGUAUGUCGGUAGGUAUGUAUGUAUUUCAGUACCACUCAAAAGUUUGGACGCACCUACUCAUUCAAGGGUUUUUCUUUAUUUGUACAAUUUUCUACAUUGUAGAAUAAUAGUGAAGACAUCACACAUAUGGAAUCAUGUAUAAACCCCCCAAAAAUAUCAAAAU
Messenger RNA from Oncorhynchus gorbuscha (pink salmon), 2590 nucleotides. RefSeq names its product piggyBac transposable element-derived protein 5-like. The transcript has 7 exons. Bases 333 to 1883 code for a protein of 516 amino acids. Gene Ontology annotation, cellular component: nucleus. Gene Ontology annotation, molecular function: transposase activity. The record is from RefSeq and is a predicted model, not a curated record. Gene Ontology annotation, biological process: non-replicative DNA transposition. NCBI's taxonomy places the organism in Eukaryota, Metazoa, Chordata, Actinopteri, Salmoniformes, Salmonidae.